AUGGACACGGACAACAGCGAGUGGGCAAGCGAGCCCAUUGCCAUCAUUGGCAUGAGCUGCAAGUUCUCUGGUGGUGUUAGCGACCCGGAGAAGCUCUGGGACCUCAUGGCCUCGGGGAAGGAUGGGUGGAGCGAGAUCCCAAUAGAUCGGUAUGAUCUGAAAGGAGUCUAUCAUCAAAAUCACGAAAGAACUAGCACGACACACGUCAAGGGUGGACAUUUCCUUGACGACGACGUAGCCGCUUUCGAUGCGGCCUUCUUCAACUACUCAGCAGAGAUGGCGCAGGCCAUCGAUCCGCAGUUUCGGCUUCAGCUCGAGUCUACCUACGAGGCGCUUGAAAACGCGGGCCUGCCUCUCUCUCAGGUGAUGGGAUCCCAGACGUCCGUAUUCGCCGGUGUCUUCACGCAUGACUACCAAGAAGGAAUAAUACGAGACGAAGAUAGACUGCCGCGGUUUAACGUAGUGGGAACCUGGAGCCCUAUGUCGUCCAACCGCAUCUCGCACUUUUUUGACUUCCGUGGAGCUAGUAUGACUCUGGAAACGGGAUGUUCGACGACAUUAGUAGCCUUGCACCAGGCGAUACAGACCUUGCGUAAUCGCGAGGCAGACAUGUCUAUUGUGACUGGGGCCAACGUGAUGCUGAACCCGGACACAUUCAAGGCGAUCGGAUCAUUAGGUAUGCUGUCGCCCGACGGUAGGUCGUACGCAUUCGAUUCGCGCGCCAACGGGUACGGUCGUGGCGAAGGCGUGGCCGCCCUAGUCAUAAAGCGUUUGUCUGAUGCGCUAGCCGACAACGACCCCAUCCGGGCCGUGAUCCGUGAGACGGCCUUGAACCAGGAUGGUAAGACAGACACCAUCACGACGCCGUCAGGUUCCGCCCAGGUGGAGCUUAUGCGCGAAUGCUACCGCCGUGCCGGUCUUGAUCCUCGCGGUACUCAGUACUUUGAAGCCCACGGCACAGGGACUCCGGCCGGCGAUCCGAUUGAGGCGGGAGCCAUGGCAGCCAUUUUCAGCGGAGGCGAGGGCCGCGACAACGAGGCAAAUUACUUGCGUAUCGGCUCCGUCAAAACGAACAUCGGCCAUACCGAAGCCGCUUCGGGUCUCGCCGCAAUGGUCAAGGGUGUUUUGUGCCUCGAAAAGGGGUUGAUCCCGCCCUCCGUGAAUUACGAGACACCCAACCCGAAACUCAAGCUUAAGGAGUGGCGGCUCAAAGUGGCGACGGCGAUGGAGCCGUGGCCCGAAAGCCUAGUCGAUGGCCCUCGCCGCUUAUCCGUCAACAACUUCGGCUACGGCGGGUCGAACGCUCAUGUCAUCUUAGAGAGCGCCGAUCCAUGGACCUCCACACCAGGUCUAGAUGUCGUUCCCACCAACGGCAAUGGCAAUGGUUACACCAACGGUAACAACCACACAAACACAGCCGACAACAGCAAAGUGCUAAUCCUCAGCGCGCGCGAUGAACGAGGCUGUCAGCAAGCAGUCUCGGACCUCAAGGCGUAUCUAGAAAAGCACAGAUCGCUUAGUUAUAAGGCCUCCGAAGAAUUACUCCGAAACCUCAGCUACACAUUAGGGGAACGCCGAACACUCUUCCAGUGGGUUUCAGCGCACCAAGUGUGUCUCGAGAAGGAUGGCGAAAGCGCGCUCGAUGCCGCCAUCCAACUCCUUGACACGUCUCGCUUCAAGCCUAGCCGCCGACCCUCAGACCGUCCGCGUAUUGGUAUGGUUUUCACGGGCCAGGGUGCGCAGUGGUAUGCCAUGGGUCGUGAGCUCCUAACAUCGUACCCGGUCUUUCGCCGAUCGAUAGAGGCGGCCGAGGCACAUCUACGUGCCCUCGGAGCUGACUGGUCGUUACUUGAGGAGUUACAGCGUGACCCCAAGACAACAAGAGUCCACGCCACCGAAAUCAGUAUCCCGGUGUGUGUGGCGCUGCAGAUCGCCUUAGUAAGCCUGCUCGAAUCGUGGGGUAUCACGCCCACGGCUGUCACAAGCCACUCAUCCGGAGAAAUCUCGGCUGCCUUCGCCAUGGGUGCUCUUACACAUCGCCAGGCUAUGGCAACGGCUUACUACCGCGCCGUGCUUGCAGCAGACGAGACUCUACGGCCAGCCGGUGCCGCAAAGGGGUCCAUGGCGGCUGUCGGUUUGGGUGUUGAGGAAGUGCAGACCUACCUCAACAGGCUGAAGAAGGAGAACGGCAAAGCUGUCGUCGCAUGCGUCAAUAGCCCUCAGAGCGUCACUAUUUCCGGCGACGCACCUGCCGUCCAAGAGCUUGAGGAAUUAUGCAAGCAAGAUGGCGUCUUCGCGCGUCGUCUCAAAGUCCAGCAAGCCUAUCACUCACACCACAUGGAUCCUUUCGCGGAUACUUAUCGUGAACGCCUUCGGAUCGAGAUGGCGCGUGACGUAGCACAACACGGCAAGCGAAAUCUACAGGAAACCGAGAAAAAGGAAUCCACGGUGAUCUUUUCGUCCGCAGUCACUGGUGGACGUGUCACCGACAUCAAGCAAAUCGCUAGUCCCGACCAUUGGGUCGGCAGUCUGGUGCAGCCGGUAGAGUUCGUAGACGCCUUCAUAGACAUGGUGCUUGGCGAUCUAGACGAUCCAACAGGUAGAAGUGUUGAUGUAUUGCUUGAGGUUGGCCCUCAUACGGCAUUGGGCGGGCCAAUCCGCGAAAUCUUAUCGCUACCCGAGUUCGAGGGCAUCGAGCUGCCAUACUGGGGCACGUUGGUACGUGACGAGCAUGCAGGCGACAGUAUGCGAUCGGCCGCCAUCAACCUCUUCCGCGAAGGACAUCCCCUCGCCAUGAGCGAGAUUAACUUCCCCGUGUCCACAUAUGACGACGAGGGUCCCCGCGUCUUGACAAAUUUGCCGUCGUACCCCUGGAACCACACCAUGCGCCAUUGGCAAGAGGCAAGAGUCAACCGGGCCAUCCGGGAGCGCAGUGAGCCACCACACGAGCUACUCGGUAUGCCCAUUCCCGGCAAUGACCCCGGUGUAUCCGUGUGGCGCCGUGUAUUACGCCUUGCCGAAACCCCCUGGAUCCGCGACCAUAUGGUGCAGGGCAGUAUCGUAUACCCGGGCGCCGGCUACAUCUGCCUGGCAAUCGAAGCCGCGAGACAAUUAGAGAAGGCAGAUGCUGCUAAGAAAGGCAAGCUCGAUAAUGUUUCGGGAUUCCGCCUGCGUGACGUCAACUUCCUUUUCGCCCUGGUAGUCCCCGAAGAUGCCGACGGCGUUGAGAUCCGGACUACGCUCCGGCCCGUCCCCGAGCGGGAAGUUAGUGCCCGCGGAUGGUGGCGCUUCGAAGUAUCAUCAGUCACGCUAGAUAAUCGGUGGACGCUACACGCUCGGGGCAUGGUCGCACCAGAGCGGGAAGCUGUAGCCCUCGAGACAGCAGAGCGGCGCCCGCUGUCCAUCUACACACGCCAAAAGGACCCACAGGAACUAUUUGCUAACCUCCGGGCACGGGGUGUCUUCCACGGCCCCCUUUUCCAGAAUACGACCAAGAUCAUCCAAGACGGGCGUGAGCCGCGAUCCAUAUGCGACAUCACCACCCGGCACGAAGCUUCUACUGACACGGACCCGGAAGUGGCGGCAAAGACUACCUUGCUGCACCCGAUCACGCUCGAUGCUGUCGUUGUGGCCUUCUAUUCUACGUUGCCGAGCGUCGGAGCUUUGCAAGAAGAUCCAAAGGUACCGCGUUCUAUCGCGUCGAUGUGGGUGUCGAGCCAGAUUAGCCACGAGAUCGGUCGCACGCUGCACUGCGAUACAUCGCUGCUGCACGAUGACCCCCAAAGUGGGAGUGUUGACGUCACCGUUGUGGACGGUGAAACGGACGCCACAGUACUAGAGAUCCAGGGACUCGAGUGCGCCUCUUUGGGGCGCGGUAGUGGCGCCACAGCGCGGCAAGACGCGGCUAACAAGGGCGCCGCCGCGGCCGCCGGCACCAGCAAGUGGGAGCAAGAGGUGUGCAGCAAGAUCGAGUGGGGUCCUGAUCUGUCUCUUCAACAACCGCAGGCUAUAGCACAGGUCAAGAAGCAGUUAAUUUCCGCUUCCGCCGAGUCCGAGGCUGAUGCGGAUGUCGCCAAGAACCUGCACCGAGUGUGCGUUCUCUUUGCUCGGGAUGCGCUGCACACGCUCACCCCAGAAGAUGUAGCCAAACUACAGAAACAGCCAAAUCUCGCAAAGUACUACGAAUGGCUGCGUGAACUGGUCCAGGAAGAGAUCAAAGAAGGGGCACUAGAGAGUCCUAAGAAACGUCAAGAAUACAUAGCCGCUACGGCCUCGCAGAGCGUCGAUGGUGAGCUGAUAUGCCGCCUCGGUGCCGUCCUCGCGCCCAUCCUACGCGGUGAGCCCACCCCGGAAAUCAUCGAUCUACUGCAUAAGUACAACGCCAACUCGAUACGUCGGUCACUAGCACUUGAGAAGCUCUCCAAGCUGUUGCGCAAAGUCGUACAUAAGAACCCGGCUGCCCGCGUUCUCCAGAUCGGCGGCGGAAUCGGACCCCACGCCACACGUCGCAUAUUGGCGGCACUUGGCACGCCCAAGACACCCCUGGUGGGCAGCUGGCACAUCACCAAGUCAUCUCCAGAUGCAUUAGAGGAAUCCCGUACUCAUCUUGCUGACUGGACUGAUCUGCUCGAGUUCGACGAAUUCGACAUCGAGCAGAGUCCCUCCAAGCAGAAGUUCACCCUAGGAAGUUACGAUAUCAUCGAUCCAGGCGGAACGUUACUGUUCGUGGAGACGACCAAGGACCAGGUAGAUUUGCAAGAAGAGGAGCCCGUCCAAACAAACCCGACCCUCACAGCUGGCAUCGAUCUCGAGAUCCAUGACUCGCAAAACGACAUCAUGCAUACCAGCAGCAUUUUCAUCCGCGCUAACCAAGAAAGCUUCGCCGUGGUGACUAGCAGCAAGGUGCCCCCACCUUCAAGCUUUGUCGAUCUACUUUCCAGUCGCAUCCAAUCUCUGACCGUGAGUAGCUUAGACGCCUACAAGAACAAGAUCUCAAACCUCGAUGAGUCGCGCAUAGAAGGACUCCGUGCUAUGGUCACACAGUGCAGCGACAGCGAGGCGCCCGAGCAAGCUGUUAGCCAGGGCUUCCUACGCGUGCUGCGCAACGAGUACAUCGGCCGUCGCUACCUCUCCCUAGAUCUUGACCCCGCUCAUACUGCGGAGAAGUGGUCCCAAAGCGGGGAGAAAGAGGGAUUCGGGCGAGCCGACACCGAUGGCCCGGCCGAUUUCGAGUACGUCGAGCGCGAGGGCGUUCUACUUAUCCCCCGCCUUUAUAAAGAUGAGCAAUGCGACAACGCGGUUGUUGGCUCGCUUGAUGAGAAGGGAGGCAUUGAUGCCAUUACUAGCAUUCCCCUAGAGCCUCUAUUCCAAGAGAAUCGACCACUGCGUCUAGAGGCGGUACUCCCGGGAUACCUAGACACCUUAGCCUUCAUCGACGACGAUGAAAACUAUUGGAACCAUGAAGUAUUCUCGCGCGACGUUUCGGCAGCGAUGGCCCAACUCAAGGAUCGAUCCAUGGGCCUUGAAUGCUCAGGUAUCAUUACGCGCGUCGGUGCUGAUGCUCAGGCUCAGGGCUACAAUGUCGGCGACCGUGUCAUGGCGCUCUUACCGGGCGCUUCUUUUGCCAGCCACGCCCGUGUCCCGUGGCACGGUGUUGUUCAGAUACCCACCUUCACCGUGGCAUAUACUGGACUUUCAGUUCUCAUUCACGCCGCAGCUGGAGGUUUUGGACAGGCGGCCAUCAUGCUGGCGAAACAUUUGGGAGUGACCAAGAUCUACGCCACAGCCGGGUCUCAAGAGAAGCGAGACCUCCUCCAGCGCGAACAUGGCAUUCCUGCUGAGCACAUCUUCAGUAGCCGUGACGCCUCAUUCGCUCCAGCCGUCCUAGCCGCCACAGGGGGUCGUGGUGUCGACGUCGUGCUUAACUCGCUACCUGGUCCACUACUACAAGCAAGUCUCAGCGCCAUCGCACCGUUGGGCUAUCUGAUCGAAAUCGGGAAGGGAGAGAUCGAGGCCAACAGCCUGGUCGCGCUAGAGUCCUUCUCCCGCGGCAUCUCGUUCACGUCGUUGGAUGUCUUGACGCUCUUACGCCACCGCGGACCCAAUGUUCACCACGCACUUAGUGAGGUCGCCCGUCUCUUCGCCCAGGCGGCUCUGAAGCCAGUCCACCCCGUCACUGUUUACCCCAUGCAAGAUGUCCAGUCGGCCUUCCGAUUCGUACAGACGGGUGCCCAAAUGGGCAAAGUUAUACUAUCAACCAAGCCUGACGAACGGGCCAGGGUUGUCCCACGACCAAAGGGUCUCACGCCUCGUCUCCAAUUACGACCUGACGCAUCAUACCUUAUCGUUGGUGGUGUCGGUGGUAUCGGUCGGUCGCUCGCUCAAUGGCUAAUGGAUCACGGUGCCAAGAACCUAAUCUUACUAUCUCGUGGCGCCGGUGAUCUGGACCUUGACAAGAACCAGAACACUGAUGGCGCUCUUUUCAUACGCGAGCUGCGCGCGACCGGCUGUCGGGUAAAGCCGGUCAGCUGUGACAUCGCCCAGGCCACCGGGCUAGCUAAGGCCCUCCGUAUUUGCGAAGAUGAAGGUCUGCCGCCGGUGCGCGGUGUUAUACAGGGUGCCAUGCUGUUGCGUGACGCUAUCUUCGAGCAGAUGACGCUCGAUGACUGGCGCUCCGGCCUGCAGCCCAAGCUCGACGGCACCAGGAACCUUCACGAUGCGUUCUCGCAGCCGGGCUCACUCGACUUCUUCGUGACGCUGUCAUCUGUAUCAGGUAUUGUGGGUAUAAUGUCGCAGACCAACUACGCCGCCGGUGGUUCCUACGAGGACGCCUUGGCGCGAUGGCGUCAAGCCCGGGGUCUGCCGGGCGUGACUAUUGACCUCGGACCCAUCUCGGACAUUGGCUACGUCGCAAAGUCGGCCAAGGUAGCCGACCGUUUGCGCAAGGAUGGCGAUUUCACUAUGCUCGACGAAGACAUUGUGCUCCGCGCCCUCAAGGCCGCUCUCGGGGACGCCGGGUCCUGCGCAGAGGGAGCGGUUCUCAUUGGCAACGCCAUCGCCGCCAAGCUGGCUGAUAUAUUCAUGACCCCAGUAACUGAGAUUGAUCUGAGCAAGCCGCCCGCCCACUUCGGCGUUGACUCUCUUAUCGCGGUCGAGCUACGCAAUAUGUUGGUCCUGCAGGCUGCUGCUGACAUUUCCAUUUUCAAUAUCUUACAAACACCCUCCCUAGCCGCGCUGGCCUCCACCGUUGCGGAGAAGAGCCGUCACCUCGCUGAAGCUGCUUAG
Annulohypoxylon maeteangense is the source of this 7284-nucleotide messenger RNA. RefSeq names its product putative polyketide synthase. The record is from RefSeq and is a predicted model, not a curated record. The coding region runs from base 1 to 7284 and encodes 2427 amino acids. Lineage: Eukaryota; Fungi; Ascomycota; Sordariomycetes; Xylariales; Hypoxylaceae. Gene Ontology annotation, molecular function: oxidoreductase activity; phosphopantetheine binding; fatty acid synthase activity. The transcript is spliced from 17 exons. Gene Ontology annotation, biological process: secondary metabolite biosynthetic process; fatty acid biosynthetic process.